UGAGGUGUUGAGUAGAGGAAGUGCUGGAAGAAGUGAGUGAGGAGCCUUUUUGCUUGUUGGUCUUUUUGCAGGAUGUGGUUGUACUGCUUCAUGGACCAGGAGAAGGUGGGUGUCCAUGGAUGGGGCUUUGUGGCGAUGGCCUGGAUGCUGCGUGAUGCAUAGGCCAUCUUUAGUCUCUCCCUUCACUACCUUUAGUACCUUUAGUACUUGGUCUCGUGUGUCGCUGGUUGAGAGUCGCCGUCAGAGCCAAGACACAACCACCACAAACGCACCAGGACACAUCGCCCGGGGACUCAGCAUGAUUGAUCUGGGCUACGAGAAUGUUCUCUUGGCCAGCAUCCUCACAGACAAGUUCGCCAAUCCAACCCCCAUCGAACAGCUCAUCUCCGAGUUCGAUGGCGUCACCCUACGCAUCGUCACACCGGACCCCAAACAGCCGCAUCUCCUGCAGCUCUCAAUGGCAAUGACUUGUUUUGAUGUCCUUGCCGGGUAUGGUGCCUUGGAUGUCAUGGAGCGCGAAUACCCGGGUCUCAAAACAGAGACUGAACCAGGGUAUGAUUAUACGCUACUGCUGGAUCUACAACAACUACCGGAAGACCCUGAUGCGCGGCAGUCUCUCAUCAAUAAGCUCGCUUUGAUCAAGCGAAAUGCACUCGCAGCGCCCUUUGAGCGGGCCUUUAGCCAGCAUGAGCAGUUGGCGGCACAAAACUCAGAGACGAGCAUCUCCGAGGAUAUGAUGGUGAUUCAGUACCGAGAGGAGGAAGCCAUCUUCAUUCAAGCGAGCAAUGAUCGUGUCACAGUCAUCUUCUCAACGGUGUUUAGGGAAGAAACCGACCGUGUCUUUGCAAAAGUCUUUCUCCAGGAAUUCUACGAUGCUCGACGUCGUCCAGCUGUACAGAAUGCGCCGCAGGUUCUCUUCACCAUUCGUGAUCCGCCCCUUGAGAUUCGCAACCAAAAGGGUCUCAAGUUGAAUGACAAUAUGGGGUAUGUCACGUUUGUUCUCUUUCCACGACACUUUACAGGACAUCGCAAAGACGCAUGUAUCAGUCAUAUCCAGAUGUUUCGCAAUACCUUGCACUUCCACAUCAAGGCGAGCAAGGCGUACAUGCACCAGAGGAUGCGUGCGAGGGUGUCUGAGUUUCUCAAGAUUUUGAACAGAGCCAAGCCGGAGCAGGUGGAGCGGGAGCGCAAGACUGCUGCUGGAAAGAGGUUCACGCAGCGAUGAAUAGGAUAGCUACUACUAGUCUACUACUGAUGCAACUGAUGCUGAGUGUCUGUCC
Messenger RNA from Protomyces lactucae-debilis, 1280 nucleotides. Its product is annotated as Arp2/3 complex, 34 kd subunit p34-Arc-domain-containing protein. Gene Ontology annotation, biological process: Arp2/3 complex-mediated actin nucleation; actin filament polymerization. The record is from RefSeq and is a predicted model, not a curated record. The transcript has a single exon. Gene Ontology annotation, cellular component: actin cytoskeleton; Arp2/3 protein complex. Gene Ontology annotation, molecular function: actin filament binding; structural constituent of cytoskeleton. Bases 116 to 1225 code for a protein of 369 amino acids. Lineage: Eukaryota; Fungi; Ascomycota; Taphrinomycetes; Taphrinales; Protomycetaceae.